AGGUGUUUGGUCAAAAAGACAGCUGAUCACGUGGGUGAGAAUCAAAACAAAACAGAGCUGUGGUUCAAAGUGAUUUUUUGUUGUGUUUUAUGCAAAAAAUUAGUGCAAAUUGUGCAAAAAUUACUUCGGGAACCACGUAAGCAUCACACGCAAUGGAUAGUUGUGAAGAUCAAUCAGGAAAUCAAUCAAAAACAGACACCUGUCGAUUGGGCAUGUGUGAGGUGUGCCAGGUGACCGAUGCUAAAUACACCUGCCCCCGAUGUGAGGUUAAGACAUGCUCCCUUCCGUGCCUCAAUAUCCACAAGAAGGAGCUCGAAUGCAGCGGAUUGCGCGACAAGACACGCUAUAUUCCCAUAAAAAAAAUGACCACAAUGGACUACAUGAGUGACUAUAACUUCCUCGAGGAAUGUACACGCUUUGUGCACAAGAGAAAGCGCUCAAAUGGAAAACAUUUACACGGAGACUUGCCGCAACACUUGCACAGACUUCGCAUGAUUGUUCGCCAGAGGAAGAUUCAGUUGCAAUUUCUUGGGCGGAAUUUCACAAAGCGUAAAAUGAACGGUACUUACUACGAUGGCAGGGCACGGAGGAUCUUUUGGACUGUCGAAUGGAUGUUUUUGCACGCGGAGAAGAGCAUUGUUGAGAAGAAAUGCCGGGAGAAUGAAACAUUGGGGAAGCUUCUGGGGAAGUAUGUUGAUGUGCAGCAUUCCGGGGCUCAACAUGAGGAACUUGAGCACUACAGAAGUCGUGGAUUUGGUGGCUUGAAAGUUCUCCUAAAGUCUGAGAGGAUUAAGAAUUGUGGGAAGAGAUUCUACGAGAUGGAUCUCCGGAAGAGUCUUGAGGAGAAUCUUUGUGGGAAGAAUAUUGUGGAAUUUCCAACAUUCUUGGUGAUUUUUAAAGAACUCCAUGGAGAAUUUGAUAUGAUCGACAGCGAUGAGGAAGAUAGCAGAGAGCUAGAAAGGUGUAGUAACAAGUCCCUUGAAAAUGAGAAGACCUCAGAGGAGCCUCCACAAAAGGAUGCAGAUCACGUGGGAAGGACAAACUUUCUCUUCACCGAUGAAAGUAUCUGGGAAAAUCUCUCAUCAGACGAAGAGGCCACAAAUGCAGAGAAAGUUACAUGAAUACACGCAGAUUGAAAUGUU
Molecule: messenger RNA, 1142 nt
Organism: Lutzomyia longipalpis
Lineage: Eukaryota; Metazoa; Arthropoda; Insecta; Diptera; Psychodidae
Product: box C/D snoRNA protein 1
Exons: 2
Coding region: 153-1121 (322 amino acids)
Biological process (GO): box C/D snoRNP assembly; snoRNA localization; maturation of LSU-rRNA from tricistronic rRNA transcript (SSU-rRNA, 5.8S rRNA, LSU-rRNA)
Cellular component (GO): nucleus; pre-snoRNP complex
Source: RefSeq, a predicted model, not a curated record